This is a messenger RNA of Aphis gossypii (cotton aphid), 2112 nucleotides long. Its product is annotated as interferon-inducible double-stranded RNA-dependent protein kinase activator A homolog. The transcript has 3 exons. Bases 732 to 1997 code for a protein of 421 amino acids. NCBI's taxonomy places the organism in Eukaryota, Metazoa, Arthropoda, Insecta, Hemiptera, Aphididae. The record is from RefSeq and is a predicted model, not a curated record.
UCCGCAACAUUUAAUUAACAGCUACACAGAGAACGGUUUCAACAAAUUGUCGUCUUCGGAUACAACCAGAGACACAAUAUAAAAUAUAACAGAACAUCACACUAUCACAGGCUCACGCGGUGGCGUUUCAUAACAGUCGGUUAAAAUUUGUUCGAGGAUCGUAGUUUGGAGACCCCUGACUUACGUGAUUGUCAUGGAUGGGUGGGAGGAGGGACGCUCAGCCGCGCGAACGAGUAACGACAAUGAUAGCGCAGAAGGAACUGCAGACUACAGUAUACUACAAAAACAAAAUACAAAUUACUACUUUUGUAUUAGUACAUAGGUAUUAUAAUAUGAUAAUAUCGAAAACGGACUAGUGCACAUAGUUUUUAUUGUUUUUCACAUUUAUCAACAGCCAGUCAGACAGAUCAAAUUACCAUCAUAACGCAAUCGUUAUAUUAAAGUAAUAUAUUAUACUAUUGUUUCUACGGUGACGUACAUAGGUUUUGCCACAAACAGAUUGAUUGUUUGUUUCAUUAUAUACAUUUUCAUCUGUAAUUUAUCCUUAAUCAAUAAUAAUCGUAAAAAGCACAUUUAUCAUUAUCUAUCUCAAAUAGCAGUAUUUUGUUUUCUCAGAAAGGAUUGUACUCUACAAUAGAACGGUUUCCUCGCAUGAUACGAGACUCGCUCACAGUAACAGUUAUUCGAGAAAUAUAAUACUAUCGGAAUCACUGCUGCAGCUCACGGAUGCGAUGGCCGAACCCAAUGGAUUACAACUCAUUAGUAAAUAUUCAUCGGCUGUUUCCCGGCUUCACAACAUUAUGGCUAAGCAAGGUAAAUCAGUACAAUACAAUAUGCUUUCCGUGGUGGAUCUGUUACCGAAUAAAAUUUAUAUGUAUUAUGCCACAUGUGGGAAAAUCAUAACUUACGGUUGUGGUUCGUCAAGUAAUGAAGCAACAAAUGACGCGGCGAACAAAUUUUUGAACAAGCUGGCAUCUAUCGCUGAAAUAGAUGACUAUUUACCGUACUCAACAAACCCACCAUGUCUAGAGAGUAAUAUUAAAUUUGCACAAUCUAUCAAUUAUAUUGGUACACUGCAAGAGUUAUGCAGAGCUCGUGUUUGGAAUCUACCAAAAUAUGAAUGUUGUGCAGUUAUUGAAGGCGAAUACAAUAAUAAGGAACAUUUGUUUACCGUAAUAUGUUCUACUGGGCCCUAUAAAUCCAAAGGUGUAGGUAAAAACAAGAAAAUUGCAAAAACUCAUGCCGCUUAUUCAAUGUUAAAUCAAAUAAAUAUGAAUCAACAUAUAACCAAUAACACUUAUACGUCAAAUGACAGUAACGAAAAAAUGAACGAAAUGGAAAAUGAUAAACUUGGUUUGUCGAUAAGUUUAGUAAAAAAUGACACUGUGAAUAAAGCUCUUCACAAGAAUAACCAUAUCAACAGUAAUGAAUCAAGAAUGUUUACUAACUACAUUGGUAUACUACAAGAUAUAUGCAUAGCUCAUGGUUGGGAGCUUCCAAAAUAUGAAUUCCACAAAGAAAACAAUAAUGAUUUAUAUUCUGUGAUAUGUUCUGUUGGACCCCACAAAUCUAUGGGCAAAGGUCAUGCCAAGAAAAUUGCAAAAAAACAAGCCGCUCAGUUGUUACUCGAACAAAUUAGUUUGAAUCAAGAAACUUCUUCUAUGUCUCAUAGAAAUAUCACACAUGAAAUAGUUGAUAAAGGCUUCAACCAAUUAUUAUCGUCUGAAAAAAAGUGGGUGCAAAAACUAAAAGAAUGCAAUUCAUUGGAUGAACUAAAUAUGAGUGGUUUUGAAUUUUUGACAAAACUUGCAUAUGAAAAAUGUUUAAGUAUCACGUGCAUACAAUAUCUAGAUGAUUGUGGUAAAAUUGAGUUGUCUCUGAAAAUAACAACUCCUACAGCUAAACCUGUGUUGAUCUGCUCAGAUACUGGUAAAACAUAUGAAGAUGCUAAAAAUGCAGCUGCAAAAUCUGUAUUAAAAAGGUAUCUAAAAUGUUAAGAAUAAAAGUCAAGAAUAAUAAUAAGGAAGAAAUUAAACCUAGCAUAUUGGAAAAAAACAUGAUGCCAUCCGCAUCCGAGUAAAUAGCAAUGUACUAUAAUAGGACUAAAAUUGA